AUGUGUAUUCGCAAAAAGCAUAAGAAAUCUUCCAAAUCGAUCGCCGUCACGCCCAAACAACAGGCAAUUGCUGCUCCUAGGCCUCCAAAGCCAAAGCCUGCUACAGCUCCUGUUAUCAAGAAAUCUCCUCUAAAGUCGCUUCCACUCAAGACUUUUCAAAGGCUUACACCUACUGCUUCACAAAAGUCGACCAAAGGCUCGAGUAUCUUCAAAUUAAAAUCGCAGAGCAUCAAAGUCAAAAAGGAUGAAGGUCUUCCAGAAAUAAUCAAGGCUAAAAAGCCCGUGAACAAGCAAAAUUCGGCUGGAAUGCUUGAUUUGCAGAUUACUCCAAAGAAGAGCCGCCACGGUGACCAGACACAGCCAAAGAAACAAUCGGAUGCCAUUCUUCAGAAACAAAGCAUUACAAACAUUGAACUGAUUAGUGGGGCUCCGCGUUCUAUGGAAAGCUGGACAAAGUCUUGCGCGGCAAUUCGCGAAAAUACAUUUUCUGAUGAGGACAUAAAAAGGACGCCAACGGAAAGGUCGAAUGUUACGCCGCAAGCUGCAUCGGAAAAUUGUAAAGUCAACAACACAAAGAGUCCACGGCAAGUCAUCAACGUUAUCACUUCUCCCAGCGCAAAGCAGCAUCUAGACAUUGAGAAACCCGAUCCUCGAUACUCACAGCAGCAAUUGAUUUAUUCGGCAUUUGUCUACCAGGGACGUUUCACUCGAUCUUGGACUUUUACUGACAUUCGCCCAGAAGGUGGUUUGAUGGAACAGGAUUUUCUUGAAACAAAUGCUGGAUUCUCAAAUUUGCUCCUUGGAUGUUCGAAAGCCGAUUGCCCACUUAAAAAGAGCGGAAGUUGGGCUCGGGUUUCCGCUUCAAAGAACCGCACUAUCACCGGCUGUUGUAAACAACAAUUUCCAGGCCGUGCUGCAGUUAUUUCAUCAAAUGAAGGGAUUGCUCGAUCGUCGCAAUCUCGAUCUCGCUUUUGUGCUCGAACCUCUAAGAGCAAUUCCAACGUCAAAAUGAAAUCGAUGGGUCUUGAGAAAAAGCAAAGCAGCGAGACAACGAUGAAAUCAAAGCCCAUGCACGCACACACACAACGUCUUCAUACAUGCCGCAACGUUGCUUGUACCAAAGGAAAGACCGAAUCAGAAGUUCGUCACUUUGAACGCCUUGAUGUAAUGGCCGAUGAAGAAGAUGCUAAAAUGCUUGGAGAAUAUAAGCGCCCACUCGAUCGUAAAGAUGUGCUUAAACAGCUCGAUGCUUUGAUUAUUGAAAUGAACAAGAUGCCGACUCAUAUCAACAUUAACGAAACUCGUCCA
Molecule: messenger RNA, 1308 nt
Organism: Mesorhabditis belari
Lineage: Eukaryota; Metazoa; Nematoda; Chromadorea; Rhabditida; Rhabditidae
Source: the annotation of a GenBank genome assembly